AUGAAAUCCUCUUUCCUUGUCUCUCUUUUACCUCUCGUACAGGGUGCCCUGGGCUCUGCAGAAGUUUCAGGUGGCUCACCAGCUACGAUCGACGACCUUCCAUAUCUGGUCAGCAUUUCGAAAUCAGGCGUCUACACCUGUGCUGGUGUUAUCAUCAGCGGGGACCGUGUUGCUACUUCUGCACAGUGCGUAUAUGGUCUAGAGGCAUCGCCCUCGAGCUUUUCCGUGAGGGUAGGCUCAAGCAACACAUCUUCUGGAGGAUCUGCAAUUGUGGUAUCAAAAAUUGCUCGGAAUGCUCGGUUCGACCCUGCCACCAAUGACUUCGACAUUGCCGUGCUCAAACUAUCUUCCUUUGUCACACCCGGCCCGACUGUCAAGGUGAUUGACUUUGUUCAACCUGGUCAGGACCCAGCGGAUGGGACUGAGUGCGUGGCUUCUGGCUGGGGUGAUUCGGGAAAACAAUUACAAUCGGUUACCCUCCCUAUCGUGAACCGAGACACUUGCAAUCAGACUUCUGACGGCCAAAUCACCGACCGUAUGAUCUGUGCUGGCUCGGAAGCUGGUAAAGGUACCUGUUCAGGAGACCGUGGUGGCUCGGUCACUUGCGGUGGUAAACUUGCUGGAAUCAUCUCGCAGACUCACGGAUGCGAAUCACUUAGUCUUCCAGAUGUUUUCACCGAUAUCGCCAACUCUUAUAUUCAAUCAUGGACAAAGAAUCAAUAA
Penicillium soppii is the source of this 723-nucleotide messenger RNA. RefSeq names its product serine protease. Gene Ontology annotation, biological process: proteolysis. Gene Ontology annotation, molecular function: serine-type endopeptidase activity. Bases 1 to 723 code for a protein of 240 amino acids. The record is from RefSeq and is a predicted model, not a curated record. The transcript has a single exon. NCBI's taxonomy places the organism in Eukaryota, Fungi, Ascomycota, Eurotiomycetes, Eurotiales, Aspergillaceae.